Ceratotherium simum simum (southern white rhinoceros) is the source of this 5972-nucleotide messenger RNA. NCBI's taxonomy places the organism in Eukaryota, Metazoa, Chordata, Mammalia, Perissodactyla, Rhinocerotidae. The record is from RefSeq and is a predicted model, not a curated record.
GCCUCCUAUAAAGUUUGAUUCCUGGAGGCAGAUUUUUUUUUAAAUCCAUCAAGUGUCAGAUAAUUGGAAGGGUGGAGUAACGCCGUAAACCACGACACACCUUUGUCAGGACUUGUUUGGAAGCAAAGAACUGGAAGAAACAAGACGGAGAGAAGGAGAAGAGAGCAUUUUUGAAAGAUCACUCAGCUCUAACACACCUUGGCUGGGUCUGGAUAAAAAAAGUGGAUACUGCAAACGUCUAGAAGAAAACAUCGGGGAAGAAAGAGAGAGGGGGAUUUAUUCAAAGUUGUUUCCAAGUCCUUCAAAAUCUCAAACUAGGUGGCUAUGGUAUGGAUAUAACCAAGAAAAACACAAGAGAUGGCACUGAAGUCACUGAAAGAUUUAUCACGGAAACAGUAACUACAAGACUUACAUCCUUACCACCAAAAGGGGGAACCAGCAAUGGCUAUGCUAAAACGGGCUCUCUUGGUGGAGGGAGCCGGCUGGAGAAGCAGAGCCUGAUGCAUGGCAGCAGCGGCUACAUAAACUCAAGCGGAAGCACACGAGGCAAUGCCUCCACAUCCAGUUACAGGAGGGCUCAUUCACCUGCCUCCACGCUGCCCAACUCACCAGGCUCAACCUUUGAAAGGAAAACUUACAUCACCCGCCAUGGAACCUACGAAGGGAGCUCCAGUGGCAACUCUUCUCCGGAGUACCCUCGGAAGGAAUUUGCAUCUUCUUCAACCAGAGGGAGGAGCCAAACACGAGAGAGCGAGAUCCGGGUUCGACUGCAGAGCGCAUCCCCAUCCACCCGAUGGACAGAAUUGGAUGAGGUUAAGCGUUUGCUCAAGGGGAGCCGAUCAGCAAGCGUGAGCCCCACCCGGAAUUCCUCCAACACCCUCCCCAUCCCCAAGAAAGCCACUGUGGAGACCAAAACAGUGACGGCGAGCUCCCAGUCAGUGUCCGGCACCUAUGACACAACCAUCCUGGAUGCCAACCUUCCCUCCCACGUGUGGUCCUCCACCUUGCCGGCGGGGUCCUCCAUGGGGACCUAUCACAACAAUGUGACAGCCCAGAGCUCGUCCCUCCUCAACACCAAUGCCUAUUCUGCAGGAUCGGUCUUUGGAGUUCCCAAUAACAUGGCGUCCUGCGCUUCCACUCUGCACCCCGGGCUCAGCACCAGCUCCUCAGUGUUUGGCAUGCAGAACAAUCUGGCCCCCAGCUCAUCAGCCCUGUCCCACAGCACGGCCACCACCUCCACAGUGUAUGGUGUGAAGAAAAACAUGGCCCAGAGCCCUGCCGCUGUGAGCACUGGCGUGUCCACCUCUGCUGCCGGCACCACAAGUGUCCAGAAUGAUGAGCUCUUGCACAAGGACUGUAAAUUCCUGAUCCUGGAGAAAGACAAUGUGCCUGCUCCCAAGAAGGAGAUGGAGCUGCUGAUCAUGACCAAGGACAGCGGGAAGGUCUUCACUGCCUCUCCCGCCAGCAUCUCUGCAACUUCUUUUUCAGAGGACACUCUAAAAAAGGAAAAGCAAGCUGCCUACACUGCUGACACCUACCUAAUCUCAGAAGCUAAUGGAGACGUGAAGACCGUGUCCACAAAGGCCAAGGCCGCCUCCACAGAUUUCCAUGGCUACGACCACCAUGGCGGCGGCGGCGGCGGUGGUGGUCGUGGUGGCGGCGGUGGCGGUGGCGGGGGCCCGUGGGGGGCGGCACCAGCCUGGUGCCCCUGUGGUUCCAGCUGCAGCUGGUGGAAAUGGCUGCUGGGCCUGCUGCUCACCUGGCUGCUGCUCCUGGGGCUGCUCUUCGGCCUCAUUGCUCUGGCCGAGGAGGUGAGGAAGCUGAAAGCGCGCGUGGACGAGCUAGAGAAAAGCAGCAGCCAGAUGCGGAUUGUGGUCCAGCCGAACAGUGAGGCUCAGCUAGAGAAGGUUGUUGCACCUGAGAUGAGAACAGGCAUGGGAAAAGUUGUGCUUGACAGCCAGAGUCAGGAGGAGCUCUGGAAAUUUGUGUGGAACAAGCUGAUGACAGAACAAGAAAACGGAAAUCUCCGAGGAAGCCCUGGCCCUAAAGGUGACAUGGGAAGUCAAGGCCCCAAAGGAGAUCGAGGGCUCCCUGGGACUCCAGGUAUCCCUGGGCCCUUGGGCCACCCAGGUCUACAAGGCCCAAAGGGACAAAAAGGCAGCGUGGGAGAGCCCGGCAUGGAGGGACCCAUGGGCCAGAGAGGGCGAGAAGGCCCCAUGGGACCUCGCGGUGAACCAGGGCCUCCUGGAUUUGGAGAGAAAGGGGACAGAGGAGCUGCUGGUGACCCUGGUAUUCAGGGCCCACCUGGUGUCCCAGGUUCUGUGGGUCCCAAAGGUUCCAGUGGUUUUCCUGGCCCACCGGGUCCCCCAGGCGCUGUAGGUCUCCAAGGGCUCCGAGGUGAAGUGGGACUCCCUGGUGUCAAAGGUGACAAAGGGCCUACGGGACCACCAGGACCCAAAGGUGACCAGGGUGAGAAAGGACCCCGAGGUCUCACAGGCGAGCCAGGCUUGAGAGGUUUGCCUGGUUCCGUGGGCGAGCCCGGGGCUAAAGGAGCAAUGGGACCCGCUGGCCCCGACGGACACCAAGGCCCAAGAGGUGAACAAGGCCUUACAGGGAUGCCUGGAACACGGGGCCCACCAGGACCUUCUGGAGACCCAGGAAAGCCAGGUCUCACAGGACCCCAAGGACCUCAGGGACUUCCUGGUAACCCCGGCCGACCUGGGGCUAAAGGUGAACCGGGAGCUCCCGGCAGGAUCGUGACUUCAGAGGGGUCAUCAACUAUCACCGUCCCAGGCCCCCCGGGACCUCCUGGAGCCAUGGGACCUCCAGGACCUCCAGGUGCCCCAGGCCCUAUCGGCCCAGCUGGUCUCCCAGGACAGCAAGGCCCGCGAGGGGAGCCAGGGCUUGCUGCCGAAUCAUUCUUGGAUAGCAGCAGCUCCAUCUCUGAGAUCCUCUCUGCCCAGGGUCUUGAUUUACGAGGUCCCCCAGGCCCACCUGGGCCACUCGGGCCACCAGGAGCUUCCAUUCCAGGCCCACCUGGCCCCCCAGGCCCCAAGGGAGACCAAGGCCCCCCAGGCCCCCGAGGACACAAAGGCGAGCAGGGCCUCCCCGGGUUCUCAGCCUCAGGUAAUUCCAGUUCCCUGGGACUCAACCUGCAGGGACCACCAGGCCCACCCGGCCCUCAGGGCCCCAAAGGUGACGAAGGUGAUCCCAGAGUCCCUGGCAUUCCUAGUGGUCCCACUGGAGGGGGAUCGUCAUGGAGCAGCACGUUCUUGCAGGGGCCGCCAGGCCCACCGGGGCCCCCUGGGCCUCCAGGCUCCAUCAGCAGCUCUGGCCUGGAGAUUCAGCAGUACAUCUCUGACUACAUGCAGAGUGACAGUGUUAGGUCUUAUCUCUCUGGAGUUCAGGGUCCCCCAGGCCCACCUGGUCCCCCAGGGCCUGUCACCACCAUCAUGGGUGAGACUUUUGACUACUCAGAGCUGGCAAACCUCGUCGUGAGCUACUUACAGACUUCCGGGCACAGCAUCAGCUUGUCGCCCACCUCCAUCUCUUCCCAAGACAUCCUGGCUGUGCUGCAGCGGGAUGACGUGCGUCAGUAUCUGCAGCAGUACCUGAUGGGCCCUCGGGGUCCCCCGGGGCCACCAGGAGUGGGUGGAGAUUGGUCCCUCCAGUCUCUGGACUACGCGGAGCUGAGCAGUCGAGUCCUCAGCUACAUGUCGAGUUCUGGAAUCAGCAUUGGGCUUCCUGGCCCCCCAGGGCCCCCUGGCUUGCCGGGAACAUCCUAUGAGGAGCUCCUCUCCUUGCUCCAAGGGUCUGAGUUCAGAGGCAUCGUUGGGCCCCCAGGUCCCCCUGGACCUCCAGGGAUCCCAGGCAACGCGUGGUCCAGCAUCAGCAUGGAGGACCUCUCAUCUUACUUGCACACUGCCGGCUUGUCAUCCAUCCCAGGCCCUCCAGGCCCUCCUGGUCCCCCAGGCCCUCGAGGCCCUCCAGGUGUCUCAGGAGCUCUGGCAACCUACGCAGCUGAAAACAGCGACAGCUUCCGGAGCGAACUGAUUAGCUACCUCACGAGUCCUGAUGUGCGCAGCUUCAUCGUUGGUCCCCCAGGCCCCCCGGGGCCCCAGGGACCACCUGGGGACAGCCGCCUUGUGUCCAUGGACGGCUCAUACAGUCGGGGUAGCAGCUCCUCCUCACACAGCUCCUACAGCUCUUCGAUGGGCAUAGGAGGAGCCAGCGGAGGCUCUCUGGGUGAAGGGGGAGCCUUUGGCCUGGACAUGGGCCUGGGCCGAGGCUAUGGGGCAGCAGCAGAAGGUGCCAUGUAUGGUGGCGAUGGCGGAUCUUUCGGGGCUGGCUUUGCUGGAGGUCUGGAUUACAAUGAGCUGGCUGUUCGGGUGUCUGAGAGCUUGCAGCGUCAGGGCCUGCUGCAAGGGAUGGCCUACACUGUCCAGGGCCCACCCGGCCAGCCUGGGCCCCAGGGGCCCCCUGGCAUCAGCAAGGUCUUCUCUGCCUACAGCAAUGUGACCGAGGACCUCAUGGACUUUUUCCGAACGUAUGGAGCCAUUCCAGGACCCCCUGGGCAGAAGGGAGAGGUGGGCAUCCCAGGACCCAAAGGUGCGAAGGGCCCUGCUGGACCACCAGGUCGGCCUGGGCCACCCGGCCCUCGAGGGCACAAGGGAGAAAAAGGAGACAGAGGUGACCAAGUCUAUGGUGGGAGGAGGAAGAGAAGUGUUGCCAGCAAGCCAUGAGCUGCCCUUGGCAGAACAGCCCCCUGGACCAGUUCUUGCAAUGGCUUAUGGCGCUUAGGUCAGAAUCUCUCCAGAGGGUAAAAGCUGGCGUCUCCACGGCCUACUGAGACAGCACCACCAAAUAGGCAACUAGAACUCUUGUGUUAGUCUGGAACUAUCUAUAUAGAAUUCAGCCAAAGGUACACAUUCUGAAACAGCUCUGUUGGGUGGACUUCAGAAUAGGUGCAGUGUUGUAGAAUGAGACUGACUUCUCUGCUAUCUAGAGCUGAGCUCCUUGUCUUCUUUAAAUCUUAGUUCAAACCCCCACCUAGGAAAGCCAGUUUCGUAAAAGUUGGCUCAGGAGUCCUCGAGCUGUGCCUAAAAAUGAGCCCAGAAAAUGGAAGAUGAGGAUGUCACCUGGGGGUGACACUGGUGGGGAUGUGUUCUGGUUAAUGCUGCGAGGCUGUGCUGGCAGCCCCUUCCCUCCUGUUCACUCUGUGCCCUCUAGUCACAGAAGAGUUGGCUAAGAAGCAACUCUUGCAACUGAAAAAAUUACGAAAUUCACUUCCACAGAAGGUGGUGACAGGGUUUCUAAUAGUUAUUUCUCACUACAAAUCAUAUUCCCACUUGCUUAGAAAGUUCGUUUGAUUGUAGCUAUGAUCUGUAUCCAUAGGUCCCUGCUUGAGUUUAUAGCAAUGUUAUACUGAACUAGCCUGCAGCAAAUAGAAAAAGAAGGAAAAUGGGCAGGGAAGAAAGGAAGGGAGAGGAAAACAGGAUACCUGAUGCCGGGGAAGGAUGUCACCUCUGUUCUGCACUUAGGAAAUGGCACGGGGACUGGGCGCAGCUGGUUUUUAAGCACUUUUCAACGACUAAAAACAUUUAUGUGGUCUAUUAGAUGAAAAGUCAUUUCAAUUGCAAAAUUUCCAAUUAAAGGUUUUUUUUCUUUUUUAAUAUUAUGUUUAAUGUGGUCCAUCUAACAAAAGUAAAAGGAAGAGAGGGAGGGAAGGAAGAAAGGAAGGAAGAAAAUAUUUUGGGUUAAUUGGGUUUGACUUGAACACUAUUAUAAACACAAGAAAACGAAACUGGUUGUAUCUGGGGACACAGUUUCUGGCAUUUUGUUUCAUCACUGAGAUCUUUAAAGGCAGAUCUUCAUCUGCAGCUACUAAUUCAACCUGGCCAUAUUACAAAGCAUCUGAAGGGUUUCCCUAAGCAUAAGUUACUUGAAAUAAACACAUAGGCAACAGAUAAACA